UGCUGUGGGACUUGGCGUGUGUUCGUGUGUGUCUAGUGCGGCGGAACCCAGCUGCUCCUCAGACUCAUGAGCGAGCACGGGGAUGCCAUGGCUGUGGGCGAGGAUGCAGGUGCCGCAAGGGUGCUGGUGAUCACGGUCGGCCCGCCGUGUGCGGGGAAGAGCACCGUACUGGCCAAGCGCGAGCCAGCUCCUCUCGAUGUGUGCAUUGACGACAGCCCGGGGCUUUAUGCGCGUAUUCCGUGGGCAGAUCUGCCGGCGACGAGCCAGGCGGCAAUUGUGCGGGCGGCGGCGCUUCUGGAAGGCGGCAGCAACGACCGAGACGACGACGAGGAGGACGCACUAGCGGCACGGCUGGAGGCCACCGUGGCUAUCCGCGACGAUUCAGAGCGACGGGCGUGUGCACGGGCGCUGGCGCGUGCGAUUGGGUAUGUCAGACGCAAGUAUCCGCGGCUGGCGGAGCAGGAGGCGCGGCUAGCGAGUGAAGCCCAGGUGUUGCAGACGCGGCUUAUGCGCAAGGCUGUAGCGUGGGCGCAGACCGCGCUGGGCGAGGCGAUGGCCGCCGGUGUGCCGCUCGUGGCGUGGGGCAAUACCAACACCAAGAUGCCAGCCAUUGCACAUGCGGUGGCGCUGGCGGACGAGCACGGCUAUGCCAUCGAGGUAGUCAACAUGACCGACGUCGACUUUGACGAGCUUGUCAAGCGGUCGGUCCUCCGCAUGCUCAAGACUGGCAAGGUGGUGCCUGUCGAGGCUAUUUACAAGUCUGCAGUCGCAGCGCAGCGUUCGCUGGUCGAGACUGGGCUUGUUUUCGACGCUGCCGCGCUCGCCGAGGCGGCGCGGGCUAGUGUCGCGGGGAGUUCUCGCUCUGGAGCUCGGCGAUAAUGUCGCCGAGGUCCUCGAUGAGGACGUUGAAAUCGGCAGAGAAACGGAAGGUUCGGAUGCGGCGGG
Thecamonas trahens ATCC 50062 is the source of this 945-nucleotide messenger RNA. RefSeq lists its product as uncharacterized. Lineage: Eukaryota; Apusomonadida; Apusomonadidae. The transcript has a single exon. The record is from RefSeq and is a predicted model, not a curated record. Bases 67 to 879 code for a protein of 270 amino acids.